CAUUAACACCGGAUAUCGAUAACUUUCAUGCCCUUUACCCAGAUGAUAUACACGCCGGUCGAAGGGCUUAAAAAUUAAAUUAUUAUACAGACGAAGUUGAAAUCUUAGCCGGUGACAGCUGUUCUAUUCGAAUUAACAUCAGCUUAAUUAUGGCAGCCGCAGUUACGAGAAGGAUACCUAUGGUGGUAAAAAAUGGUGGCGCCAUUCAAGUACGAAAUCUUAUAACGAAGAAGGCAGAAGUGCUCACUGACUUUGAAGCUCAGCAUAAAAUGCCAGUUGCAAAACGUGUGGAUGCCAUCCCUAUAGCUCAGUAUGGAGGACGCCAUGCUGUGACAAUGUUAGCUGGUGGUGGUAUAGGCCCAGAGUUGAUGAAUUACGUGAAACAAGUCUUCAGAGUUGGUGGUGUGCCAGUCGAUUUUGAGGAUGUGCAAAUGAACCCAAAGAGUGAAAGUAAUGAAGAUCUAGAAUACGCAAUAACUUCAAUUAGGAGAAAUGGUGUUGCUAUAAAAGGUAACAUUGAAACUGGCAGCAUGAAUCGAGCUGUAAUAUCACGAAAUGUGGCUUUGCGAAAUGAAUUGGAUCUGUAUGUGAACGUACUCCACUGCAAAUCUUAUCCUGGUAUUCCCACAAGGCAGAAGGGAGUUGAUAUCCUAAUUGUAAGGCAAAACACGGAAGGAGAGUAUGCCAUGUUGGAGCAUGAGAGUGUUACGGGUGUAAUCGAAAGUAUGAAGGUAGUGACACAGGAAAAUUCUGAAAGAGUGGCACGAUAUGCAUUUGAAUAUGCAAAAAAGCAAGGACGAAAGAAGGUUACUACAAUCCAUAAGGCUAAUAUCAUGAAACUUUCAGAUGGACUGUUUCUGGAAACAUCCCGUCAGGUAGCAAAAGAUUAUCCGAAUAUAGAACAUAAUGAUAUGAUCAUUGACAACUGUUGCAUGCAACUGGUUUCUAAUCCACAUCAGUUUGAUGUUAUGAUAAUGACAAAUUUGUAUGGUACAAUAGUAUCAAAUGUGGUCUGUGGAAUAGUUGGUGGUGCUGGCUUACUAUCAGGAAAGAAUUAUGGAGACCAUUAUGCAGUUUUUGAGCCUGGCACCAGGAACACAGGAACUGCAAUUGCUGGAAAGAACAUAGCAAACCCCAUUGCAAUGUUAAAUGCUGCUGUAGACAUGCUUGACCAUUUAGGUCAUGUCCAUCAUGCAAAGAUUAUCACAGAAGCUAUAGAUAAAACUAUAAAUGAAGACCGUAUCCACACACCAGAUUUGGGUGGAACUGCAUCAAGUACAGAUGUUGUAGAAAAUAUUCUGAAACAUGUUCAAAAAGCAACAAAGUCUGUUUACUGGAUAAAACCAGGAUCAGUGAGGGUUUCUGCUUAGAGGUUCCUCAAUACACUACCAAGAUGAUAACCUGGAUGUUGACUUUGCAGUAUUAUUAUUCUUUAUGUCCUAUUAACAGGUAUAAAUCUGUGAUGAAAUUGUUUUUAAAAAUUUGCAAUUAAUAUUAUGUUUGGAUUCGUUUAAAUUGUUGAAUGCAGUUACACAAUAUAAACCGUGGGUGGCUAAGAGCACCCAGUUUUUGAAAUGGGAACAAGAUUAGCGCAGUCUGAAAACUGACAUUUCAUUUCCUGUAUCACAUCAGCUAUUUUCUGUCAAAAUGAAUAUUUCUCCUAGUGGAGGGAACCUCGGCAGCAAAAGAAUUAAGCAGACUGCAAAUGUAAGAAAAUGUAAACUAAGUCAAAUGUCGUUCUUAUUUCAAUGACUGAUGAACAGGUACUCAUGUUUUAAUCGUAAAGUAAUAUUUAAUUUACUGUGAUGUUCUGUUUGUGAUACACUUGCACAGGUUAUAAUUAGUAAUAUGAGUUUCUGAGGGCACGACAUCUUGUCCCCAACUGGUGUAACAUUGACAUGCUGAUGGUGGUUCUGUUCUUACCAAAUAGGGAUUUUAAUUUCCUUCAUACACCAUGGGAGCACUUGCAUACAGGCCACUGAGUUGUCAUUUUGCACAGUUAAAGAGUCUUCUAUUUGAAAAAUAAUUGCUCAGAAGUUAAUUUUGUUCUUCAGAGGAACAACAGAAAUUGCCUCUAAUGCUGCAAUUCUAAUUGUUAUACCAUAUACACCAGGCAGGUAUACAUAGAAGUAAAUGGUAGUUUUGAAACAUAGAUAACAUUACAAAAUAAUUAGUCUUCAAUUUUAUUCAGAUAGUUUACUUUGUAAUUAAAAUUGGUUAUCAUUUUGGAAAAUGUGUAAUGUUGAACACAGCAGAUGGUUAGAUUGUGGACUCUGUUACAAAAUGAAUAAAACAUAUUCCAUGCACAGCAAAUAAUGACAUGAAUAAAUAAUGUAACUUAAUUAGUACAUUCAAAUUAAUGGGAAAAGGAGUAUUUUUAGAAACUACCAUGAGUAGAGUAAGAACUUUUGUAUUUCGUCACUAAAUCAGAAGAACUGCUUGUCAGCAUAGUAUUCCAGCUGCGUUACUUAGAUUCAUACUCACAGUUUACUGGUAUUCAUUUUUAAGGAUGUUAUUGGACCAUUUAUUCAGUGAUCAUAUGCCUUCAUUAUUCAUUGUUGUGAUGUGAAGGUUUGUCGUACUAAGAAGUGGACUUGAACUUCGGUAAACUGCAGUUAACUGUUACUCAAUUUGAGUAAGAUGCCGAGAACGGGCUGCAGAAAUUGUAUCGUUCCAAUUUGUACAACUCUACUGAGGUAGCACUUGAAUUUUAGGGUACCUGAAUUUUAGGAGCUGGAAUUUUUGAUAACAUUCUACUACAGUCCUCAUUAUCCAGCCUGCUGUUUAUUGGAUAUGGUGCAUUGAAACACAUUAUUAGUAUCUAUUGAAUGUGCAGCCAUCGUUGUGUUCAAAGCUGUAAUUCACAAAGACAGUGUCCCUUCUCAGCAUGUUUGUCAUGAUCUUUGACAAACUGGCUUUGUGUGUCAAAUUGUGAACAAAUAUACAAAAUAUAUUUUAUUUAUUCCAUUUACUACCAGUAGUAAAACAAAUAAAUAAGAAAACUUCAUCAGUACAGCCAGUACUUAAAAUAACAACCACACCUCAGGAAAGAUGUAGAGAUGCUGGGAAUGCUGUCCUUUCGACUCAUUAUAUCAAAACUAAAUUGCUGUGUACUGUUUUAUUGAAUAUCAAAGUUAGUUUCUCCACACUAUAAAAGUACGUUUCUUUCUAUGGUGUCAUUUCAACCAUGUGGAAUAUGAUCACUUAGCAAGUGGCCUACACAUUUAUCCCAAUCGUAAGUACUGAUGUCCUGGUGACUUCUGGAUCAGUCAAAUGAAGUCCUCCAUCAACAAAAUAUGCCCUCUCUUUGUCAUUUUACACUUUUUUCUUUAUAUUCUUCUGCCUGCCUUCCAGAAACCUGUUUCUUGAUACAUUUAUUUGUGUAACACAAUGGAUGUUGGCACUGAAGUCCUGCUGAAUCUCAAGUCCUGUGUGUCACUUAUUACUUAUAGUGUCAGUGCUAAUGACUUUCCUCUUCUAUGUGGGAAGUGGAGGUUCAGAGUACAUUCAUUGUAAUAUAUUGUCACAGAGGUGCUAAAAACGUAAGAUAGUUGGCAGCUACCUCUGCAUUUACAUGUAUUCAUGUGUAAUUGUCUCCUAAUGGUUGUCACAGUGGAGGGUAAAUGAGGCCGUAUAUCUUCAAAAACGGUUUGUGUGUGGUUAUAUAUAUAUAUUUCCAUUGCUGAAGUAAGACUGCAAGAGUAAACAGAAAAUAUGUCUCUCUUGGUAACUGAAUUAUGCACAUUUACCCAAACUUGCCACUAUCUAGAAAUAAAAUUGGUCAAAUAAUAAAGAAAUAAAGUUAUUGAUGCAAAAUACCUAAAUAUUACCACAUUUUUAUUAAAAGAGUCUAUGCAGUGCGUUUGUUGGUAAAGUGUUGAUUAUAGAAUAUGAGAAUUGUAGGAACUGGAAUAGGAAGGAAUAUAGUACGUUACUGUGUUAAAAUAUGUAUGUUCUCUUAUUUGUAUCCUCCAUAGGACUGCAUCAAUUAAGUAUUUAUAUAAAAAUGUGAGAUGUAUUGUAUAGAGUUUCCAAUUGCCAAAUAAAUUUUUUAACAAAGA
Schistocerca nitens (vagrant locust) is the source of this 4061-nucleotide messenger RNA. It is a transcript of the gene Idh3g, whose product is annotated as isocitrate dehydrogenase [NAD] subunit gamma, mitochondrial. Gene Ontology annotation, cellular component: mitochondrion. Gene Ontology annotation, biological process: isocitrate metabolic process; tricarboxylic acid cycle. The record is from RefSeq and is a predicted model, not a curated record. Bases 150 to 1370 code for a protein of 406 amino acids. The transcript has 11 exons. Lineage: Eukaryota; Metazoa; Arthropoda; Insecta; Orthoptera; Acrididae.